GAAAACCCAGAUAAAAGUUGGAACUUCAUUGAAAUCGCCAUAGUUUCUUCUUGAGAGGUCGAAGGAGGAGGAAGGAGGCAUUAGAAUAGAGAAAGAAGAUGUCGACACUUGCAGCUGCUAGAGCAGAUAACUUUUACUAUCCUCCAGAAUGGACUCCAAAAAAGGGUUCUUUGAACAAGUUCAAUGGUCAACAUGCUUUGAGGGAGAGAGCAAGGAAAUUAGACCAAGGAAUUUUGAUUAUAAGGUUCGAGAUGCCUUACCAUAUAUGGUGUGGUGGCUGCAACUCUAUGAUCGCAAAGGGUGUAAGGUUCAAUGCAGAGAAAAAGCAAGUUGGAAAUUAUUACUCUACAAAGAUAUGGAACUUCUCCAUGAAGGCACCAUGCUGCAAGAAUGAGAUUGUUAUUCAGACCGAUCCAAAAAACUGUGCAUAUUUGAUCAUCAGUGGUGCCCAGCAAAAGACUGAAGUGUAUGAUGUUGAAGAUGCAGAAACCUUUGAGCUUCCUGCAGAUGAAGAAAAGGGUAAGCUUGCAGAUCCCUUCUACCGUCUUGAGCAUCAGGAACAAGAUUUGAAGAAGAAGAAAGAAGCUGAGCCUGUACUGGUCCGACUUCAGCGAAUAUCUGAUUCAAGGCAUUCAGAUGAUUAUUCUCUCAACAAGGCACUACGAUCACAACUUAGGAGUCAAAAGAAAAGAGUUAGGGAGGAGGAGGGUACUGCCAGGAAGAUUGGCCUGGGUGUCCGACUACUUCCUGCAUCUGCAGACGAUGCAGCUAAAGCAGCCAGUGUCAGGUUCCCGCACAAGUUUGAGAAAAACAGAAAGGAGAAACGAGCUCAAAUAAACUCUUCUUCUAUUUUUGGUGGGUCAAGCCAUUAUUCGGAUUCAAGGAGGCUUGAGCUGGAGGCAAAGAGAAGGAAGAUAAACACAUCAUCCGUUUCCAAGAUACUUGUUGGGGGUUUUAAGCCGUCAUCGUUGUCAUCAACAAUUUCUGGCCAAAAAAGGAAACGAUGAUGAUAAUGUCAGAAAUUUGAUACUAUAAUGUUGGUUUUGAUGUUUGUUUACAUAUAAAAUUGUUAAGAUUUGUGUGCAAAUUGGUCAAAAUCUGUAAGAACAAAGUGUCUGUCUAUUUGGUAAUGACCUUUUGUGAUUAUCUUUUGGCUUUCGAAGUUUGUUGGAUACUUGGAUUCUGAGUUUUGUGAUGUAAUAAAUUGGGGUGGAUUGUUAAA
Impatiens glandulifera is the source of this 1222-nucleotide messenger RNA. RefSeq names its product probable splicing factor YJU2B. Bases 99 to 1007 code for a protein of 302 amino acids. Gene Ontology annotation, cellular component: post-mRNA release spliceosomal complex; U2-type spliceosomal complex. Gene Ontology annotation, biological process: mRNA splicing, via spliceosome. The record is from RefSeq and is a predicted model, not a curated record. Lineage: Eukaryota; Viridiplantae; Streptophyta; Magnoliopsida; Ericales; Balsaminaceae. The transcript is spliced from 7 exons.